CGAGACUGGGCCGCGUGGAAGAACAUUGAGGGUUUUGACUGACCAGAGGGAGUCCUUUGACCUCCGCGAUGAGUCACGUGGGCUGACGGGGGCGGGGGCGGAAAGGCUGGAUAAGUUCCUUCCGGGUCAGUGACAGAAGCGGGGACUCCGUGGGAUAGUUCCGGCCGUGUUGGUUUUCCUCGCGUCUUCCUUGUACCAGCGCGAGGUGAUUGUGGUUUCUACGAUGAGCUCCCAGAAGGGGAACGUGGCUCGUUCCAGGCCUCAGAGGCACCAGAAUACGUUUAGCUUCAAAAAUGACAAGUUUGAUAAGAGUGUUCAGACCAAGAAAAUUAAUGCAAAACUUCAUGAUGGAGUUUGUCAGCACUGUAAAGAAGUUCUUGAAUGGCGUGUAAAAUAUAGCAAAUAUAAACCAUUGUCAAAGCCUAAAAAAUGUGUUAAAUGUUUACAAAAGUCAGUGAAGGAUUCUUAUCACAUAAUGUGUAGAGCAUGUGCCUGUGAACUUGAAGUUUGUGCAAAAUGUGGAAAGAAAGAAGACAUUGUUAUUCCGUUUAAUAAAGAAUCAGAGAAGACAGGAAAUCCUGAAAGUAAUCUGCGUUCCAACCAUAGAAGUUGCAGAAGAAAUGAAGAAGAAAGUGAUGAUGACUUAGAUUUUGAUAUUGACUUAGACACAGAAGACAAUCAAGUGGAUUAAUAUAUUAAAAAGACAGCGAGAGAGAGAACACAGCAGGGGGAGUGGGAGAG
Molecule: messenger RNA, 741 nt
Organism: Leptonychotes weddellii (Weddell seal)
Lineage: Eukaryota; Metazoa; Chordata; Mammalia; Carnivora; Phocidae
Source: RefSeq, a predicted model, not a curated record